Adelges cooleyi (spruce gall adelgid) is the source of this 1650-nucleotide messenger RNA. RefSeq names its product apyrase-like. The transcript has 5 exons. Lineage: Eukaryota; Metazoa; Arthropoda; Insecta; Hemiptera; Adelgidae. Gene Ontology annotation, biological process: proteoglycan biosynthetic process. Gene Ontology annotation, molecular function: UDP phosphatase activity; calcium ion binding; GDP phosphatase activity. The record is from RefSeq and is a predicted model, not a curated record. Bases 370 to 1593 code for a protein of 407 amino acids.
GCCAGUCGCCACUGAACAGCACCAGCAGCUGUGUUUUUCUGGUUUCUGUACAAUAAAUAAUAAUGUACUAGGUACCUACAAACUCUACAAUAUUAUUAUGCUGCAUAGUUGUUACAAUGUAUUUUUCUACAAUUACCUACGUGCCAAAUCGUAAAUCCUAACGCCUAAUGCAUAGUCAAAACGUAAUGUAUUCGAAAAGGUUAAAAACCAUUUUAUUUUUUUAACAAAAAAUUAUACCUGCAGUUAUACCUACUAAAAUAAUAUGAUAAGCAAAACACGUAAUAUAUAUUUCAUUGGUUCUUCUACAUCAGUUUAGACUUCUAGUCGUUUUGGCAAUGCUGGUUAAACUUAUUCGUGGACUGUACUAUAAUGUCGAUCACAGAAGAACAUAAUAUACAGGUCGAUGAAAAUGGUGUAAACUCAAAUAAUAUGCAGAAAGACUUUCGUCAAAUUUUUAGUACCACUCAUGCCUGUCGAAUUUCAAAUUGCACUAUUCGAUUUCAAACCUAUCUCAUUAUUUUCGUCCUACUCGGUGGCAUUAUUUUCUUGGUGACUCUUUACAAUAUUGGAUAUUCGGCUUCAAGAUUUGUCAGUAAUGGUUUUGGUCAGCCAACUGAGCAUUUUGUGUUGAACGAACAACCCAAGUAUCCGUUAACACAACCUAUAUUUGUUGUCAACGUCGGCAUAAAAUAUCGUAUAGGCAUAAUUAGUGAUCUGGACAAAGCUUCUAUUAGCCCCGAUGAGAAAAAUACGUGGUAUAGUUUUUAUAAAAAAGGAUAUGUCACGUGGUACGCAAACAACAGCACGAUUGACGUUGUUUGGGAUAAUGAGGAACCUGCUGUUUUAAAAUCGUCGUUGUCAAUGGGAGGUCGAGGAAUGGAACUCUCGGAACUAGUCACAUUCAAUAACAAAAUAUAUACAUUCGAUGAUCGAACUGGAAUAGUUUAUACCAUUGGCGAGGAUGAUUCAAUUCUACCUUGGGUAAUUCUCAUGGAUGGAAAUGGAAAUAUUUUUAAAGGAUUUAAAAGCGAAUGGGCAACUGUACACAAUUCGGAUUUAUAUGUUGGCAGUAUGGGCAGAGAGUGGUUGUCAUCAGACGGUGAAUACCUCAACGAUAACCCAAUGUGGAUAAAAAUUAUUGAUAAGUUUGGACAAGUGACUCAUGUUAACUGGACUGAAAAUUACGUUGCACUAAGAACAGCAGUUGAUAUAUAUUACCCGGGAUACAUGAUACACGAGUCGUGUGUGUGGAGUGAAGUGCAUAACAGAUGGUUUUUUCUGCCGAGAAGGAGUUCUAUACACCGAUAUAACGACAAGACUGAUGAGCACAUGGCCACCAAUUUAUUGUUGUCGGCAAACGAUAAAUUUAAUGAUAUUAAGGUAGUUACCAUUGGCGAACGAGUUCCCACUCAUGGGUUUUCCAGUUUCAAAUUCUUACCCGGAACCAAUGAUAGAAUAAUUGUAGCGAUUAAAUCGGAAGAGGUCGGUUCUAUAACUGCCACCUACAUGACGGCCUUCAAUAUUGACGGCACAAUUAUACUGCCAGAAAUAAAAGUAGCUAAUUUUAAAUACGAAGGUAUUGAGUUCAUAUGACGCAUAUUUAAAAUUUUAUUUAUUAAUAUUUUUUUUUUUUUUGUGUUGUGAUUUUUU